CUGCAGUGCGUACUACGUCACAGUUCGUCCAGGUCUGCAUAGCAAACCAGUUAGCAUUACAUCUCAGUUAGCGAGGCGCUCUAAUAAGUAGACAGAUCUGGUCAUGGAGGAGCACAGUCUGACCUGCACCAUCUGCUUGGACCGUUUCCAAUACCCAGUGACUAUCCCUUGUGGCCACACCUUCUGCAAGAAAUGCAUAUCCACACACUGGGAUCAGAUGGAGCAAGAUGGACCUCAGAAUACAUCAUUCAACUGCCCAGUUUGCAAAGAAACAUUCUCCCCUAGACCCAAUCUGAAUCGGAACGUGUCCCUGUCCGUUUUGAGCGAAGUGGCUGCCAACAGCACAGCAGAGAGAUCUGCAGGUGCGGCGUGUAGUAUGGACCGAGUCGAAGACGUCUCCGAGGAGCUCUGUCCUCGCCAUCAAAAGCCUCUUAUUUACUACUGCAGGAAAGAUUGUAUGUGUGUGUGCUGUGUGUGCUCUUUGAAAGAGUGCAAAGACCAUGACAAGGUGCUGGUGGAAGAGGAAAGGUGCAAUCGUGAGGAGGCACUGAAGAAGAAAAGCAUGGAGAUUGGAAAGUGCAUGGAGGAUACAGAGAAGAACAUUCUGCUACUCUCGGAAAAUAUCGCUAAAGCUAAGGUGUCGCUGCAGCAGACGUCUCAGUGGGUGUGCGCCAAGUUCUCACAGCUGCUGAAGGUGCUGAUGGAGAAACAGGAAGUGACGCAGAGUUUCCUGGAGCAGCAGCAGGCCAGCACGGUGUCUCAGGCCGAGUCUCGGCUCAGCAACCUGCAGGAGAAACUUAAGCAGCUCGGAGAGCUUCAGGAGCAGAUCAGCAGCCUCUGUGCCGUCCCCGACCGCCAGCUCAUUCAGGACUCCAGGCUGGUGGAGGUCCCUCAGAUGGGUUCAGUUCCUGUAGACGUCAGUGUAAAUCUUCAGGAGAAGCUGAGUCCGGUCACAGACGUCCUGUCUCGCAUCUCAAAGCUGGUGUGUGAGGAUCUGGAUAAAGCUGUGUAUGCAGCUGUGAGCCACAUCAAAGAAGGAUCUCCUCAAGACAAGAGACCAAUGCUUGCUGUUGUGCCAAGUCCAGCCACUCCGCCUUAUCCAGCAGGAAAGCAGGGCCUCAUUCAAUACCGUUGUUCGUUGACCUUUGACCCUCGCACAGCCAACGGUCACCUCAUGCUUUCUCAGAACAACCAGCGAGCGGAGCACCUGACCUCAGGGCCUCAUCAGGUGCCAGCUCACGAGGCGCGCUUCGAUUAUACCUGGCAGGUGUUGUGCUUUGAGAAUUUCACACACGGUCGCCACUACUGGGAGCUGGAGGUGUCCAAACCGUGGGCGUACGUAGGCGUGACGUACCCGAGCAUCCUACGCAAGGAGAAAGGCAGGACAUCCAUGCUGGGAAUGAACGAGCUGUCAUGGAGCCUGGAGCUGAACGAGCGCCAGCUCACGGCUUGGCACGGCAGUCACGGAGAGCCCGUGAAAGGUGAGCUGCAGUUAAACAAACGCCCUCUGCGUAUCGGCAUGCUGCUGGACUAUGAGGAAGGCACUCUGGCUUAUUACGGGGAGAACCAAGUGAGGUUGCACGCCUUCCACUGCAUCUUUUCCCAUGAGCUCUAUCCUGCCUGCUGGAUCGGAGAGGGGGUCAGCGUCACUCUCUGCCCAGUGUGAGCAACCUUACAGGUUCAGAAACACCGUGAUUCAGCCCAUGAAGCACUUUCUAACUUAUUGAACUCUGCAGCAAAUAAACAAGCACACCAUAGGACCACUUAAGUGCACUAGAGUAGGGAAGUAGUUCCAGGCCUCCUGAGAACUAACAAAUGCUUCUUGCAAAAGCCGCUUCCUGAAACCUGAAUUUUUUUAUUAGAAAAGCGAGCUGAAGCACUGUGCUCAAAGACACGUAUUACAGAACUCCCAAAAGCCAGACGCUCCAGCACAACUUUUUAUUUAAUAAAGAGAACAAUCUUCCUCACUAAUAUUUUUUUUUUCUGACGUUGUGUUUGUGUAACGUUAACGAUUUUGUUGCAAUUAAUGCACUUUGGUGAAAAUGUUCGGUACUGAAAAUGGUGUUUUCACACACGGAAAAGCGGUUAAUGGAUGAAUGAAUGAAUGAAUGAAUGGUCAAGAGCAGUCUUUUUAAGCUCCUGUAGCUCUACUAUACACAUUACCGGUCAAAAGUUUGGAGACACUUGACUGAAAUGUUUCUCGUGAUCGUUAAAAAUCUUUUAAUCUGAAGGUGAAUGAUUAAAUGUGUGAAAUCGGUCUUGUAGACAAAAAUAUAAUCGAGCAGACAUAUUCAUUUCUUUCAUUAGAAAACGAAUAUUUUAUUCACAAAAAAAUAUUGUUUUAAGCGGACGACUCGGAGCGUAAUAUUCCGAAAAGCAGCCGAUAAGAGUCCAGCGUAGGUGGGAACUCCUUUAAUACUGUUUAAAAAGCAUCUCAGGGAAAUUCCUCAAGAAAUCGGCUGAGAAAACGCCAAGAAUACAUUUCUGGAAAUUCUAGGCAAAAAGGGCGUCUACUUUGAAGAUGCUAAAUAAAUGAAAUUAUUUGGGAUUUUUUAUCACAACAUAAUUUCCCUAGUUCCAUUUGUGUUACUCCAGAGUGUUGAUGACUUUAUUAUUAUACAAAAAUGUGUGUGUGUGUGGGGGGGGAUAUCUAAGGGAAGAGCGUGCGUAUCUAAACUUUUGACUGGUAGUGGUAAUAGAGCUGCACAAUUCAUGAUGAAAUGGGAAUCAUGCUCAAGUCAAGCCACACAUGAAUGAAAAUUCACACCAUUCAUUCAUUCAUUCAUUCAUUUCACACACUGUUUGUUUAGUAAUCUGGAAUUUAUUACUCUGUACAUAAUAUUCAACAUUUUAGGACAAAUUUCUUCCUUCUUUACUACAUGCAGGUGUUUGCUUAAAGGCCACUUGAAGAUUCACGCACAUCUUUCUCAUCUUUCUCACAUUGUAUCUCCUCGUUUUCAUCUGCAGACUCGUUGUUCUUCAGGCGCAUGAGUGUGGUGAUGCGGUAUAAGGUCUGUGUUCAUUGGUCAUGGCGAAUAAGGUGGAGGAGUGCUCUGUUUUGUUCUAAUGCAAAUGUUUCUGACUAGAAUUGCAUUUAGACAAAUCGAGCGCUACUCCGUAAUACUUUAAAACCUGUACGAUAUAUAAAACGUAACAGGAUGUUCACACUAAUAGCUCAUUUUUUUGAGCUACUUCAAAUGGUGAGAACACUGAAGCACACUGACAAAAAUUAAUCUUGCUUUAAAAUUAUUUCUUUUAAACCUCAUAUAGUGAUCUUUCCUUUUCCACACAUAGAUGAUUUUAUAUCCCCAAAUUAGUUCAAAAUGCCUUAAUGAGUCCCUGUCUUUUUUUUUUUUCUUUUUUUAAAACUCAAACACAGUCUGUCCUUUCUACAUGUGAUGUUAUGUACUCAACCUGUACCCUCUGCCUUCUCUCCACUGCCUAUACUGGGUCAUCUGCUUGUUCACUGCAUAUAAGUUGUGUUUUACUUCAGCCCAGGUCAGCAUAUUUACAUUACUGUCCUUCUGUGAAGGGAAUUUUACAUUGAUGGUGUACUAUCUUAAAGUAACCCUUGCCUUUUUAUUAUGACUGUUAACAUGUGGAUGGACUUUGUACUGCAAACAGACUGGGAUGACUGUAGUUAUGUAAAAGAUCUUUUGGAUGAAUCUUUGGGAUGAAAUCUAUGUGUAGUGUCUGCUGCAAAGACACAGGGACAUUAGGAGAAGCGCACACACAUCAAGUGAUAAAUGCACCCCACUUACAAGUGAACCUCAUCUGAUCUAGUCACACUCAUCCUGAUGUGACAAGAACAUAAACCAUAUCGCCUGUAUUUGCAAAUCCAGCAAAUAACUAUCACUUCAAAAGGGAAUAAAAAAGACUUUGUAUGGACAAAGAGUCUUAAGAUAAAUGGAAUCUGUAUUCCUCCUUGACGAGUGUAUUUUAAAAUGUUUGUUUGCUGUCAAAAAAAAAAAAAAAAAAAAAAAACACAAACCCUGUAAGCCAGACCUUUAAACUGGUACAUGUUUAAUUUAAUAAAAUACAAUCCAUUAUGUUAGACAUCACAGCUGAGAGCAUGCUUGUAUGGUUACGUAUUUUCAAAUCCAAAUAAAUUAAGUAAGAACUGUUUGUGGAACAGCCAGACCAUUUGUGAACUGAUGUACUGAUGAAGGACCAAAAAAAGGUAAAGUGCACUGUUAGUUUGAGACAUUCUCCAGAGAAGCACACAGACACAAGUAGCACAGGGACAGCGGCUCCACGGGUACACCAAGAUGCCUUCGGGUUGAACACAUUCAAGAUACGGGGAAGGAUGUAAAGUAUAACGCCUGAAUGAAUACACGGCACUGAUUAGUAAUUCUCAUCACACGAUCAAUCCUAACACGAUGGCCCUGUGUCUUAUGAAACAUGGCCAACUGGGCCAGCUCCAGAAAAUAAACUUACAACUCGAGUCCAAUGUGCAGUCAGUGCUUUACAAAUGCAAAAUAUAGGGUUAGGAAAUCUGUCAUCACGGUUGUGACUCCUCAUAAGCCCUAAAACGUUAAUUUCUGCUCACUCACAUGAUAUUUCUUUUGUUUUUCCUCUCUUUCCUUGAUACCGACAUUGUUUACUGCUCAUUGGAAUAGACUCCUGGUAUGGAUAGG
Ictalurus punctatus (channel catfish) is the source of this 4637-nucleotide messenger RNA. RefSeq names its product tripartite motif containing 65 (gene trim65). The transcript has 7 exons. Bases 104 to 1666 code for a protein of 520 amino acids. The record is from RefSeq and is a predicted model, not a curated record. NCBI's taxonomy places the organism in Eukaryota, Metazoa, Chordata, Actinopteri, Siluriformes, Ictaluridae. Gene Ontology annotation, molecular function: protein binding.